Rhipicephalus sanguineus (brown dog tick) is the source of this 1053-nucleotide messenger RNA. Its product is annotated as ribonuclease H2 subunit B. NCBI's taxonomy places the organism in Eukaryota, Metazoa, Arthropoda, Arachnida, Ixodida, Ixodidae. The transcript is spliced from 10 exons. Gene Ontology annotation, cellular component: ribonuclease H2 complex; nucleoplasm. The record is from RefSeq and is a predicted model, not a curated record. Bases 138 to 1043 code for a protein of 301 amino acids. Gene Ontology annotation, biological process: RNA catabolic process; ribonucleotide metabolic process.
AUUAUGCGUGCGUGAUCGUGAACCGUGCGGCGGCAUAAACAACGGCACGCAUUUCAACCGAUUGCGCUUGCUAAAUGCACAGACGUGAGCGCAUUUGCGUUUUGUGCGUUUAAAGUUUAUCGCGUUUCGUACAAGCAAUGCCUCGACAGCGCAACGGUGAUAUUACUACGUCGGAAGGUUCUCAGGAGCCGCUGAGGUUCUUCGUGCUGCCAAAUGAGUACGCGGCAGGAGACGAACAAACACACAGCAUUGUACCACUGCCACACCCAAAAACAGAGGCAUCGUCACUGUACCUGAAAGCGGACUCGGGCAAAUACCUAGAGCUAGUCAAAUUCAAGGAGAAGCGUGGAUCCUGGAUUGUUGAGGACUUUGUGGAACCAGAUGGCUCACUGUAUGUUGCCACUCCCAUGGAUCCCCUCUUCUUUGCUGUGGCUCUCUUGCAAAAGAGUAACAAGUUCCGGCCAUUGGAGGACUUUGUGGAGGACAACUCGUAUCCUCACCUUCUGAAUGUCAUUCGUUCCUGCAGCAACCGUAUGCAACACAUUGCAGACGUCAAAGAGCUGGGUGAGGACCGAGUGUACCGCUACAAUGAGUCCAAGUGUGUAGCCUGGCUUACCAAGAAGGUGAAGGCCGUUGCAACAGCGCUUGAGUCAGCCGACAUCCAGGUUGGCGCAACGUGUGUCAGUGCGGCUCUGGUCAGGAGCAAACGAGACACCAGGCCUUCAAAUGAGGACUACAUGGUGACGGCACAUUCGAUAGUGGCUGACUAUGUUCCACCCCCCUUGGGUUUGUUACUGAAGUCAUCACUGGGACUGGACAAAAAACCUGCAGCUGACAAGAAGGCAGAAGCACCAAGUUCGCCUCCACCUAAGAAACAAAGGACCGAACAGGUUGAGCCACUGGAAGACUAUAGUCAAGGUACGCCAAAGAACGGCCUCUUCAAGCCAGCCAAGACUCCAAAGUUGACAGCCAGCCAGAAAAAAUUGCAGAAGGUGGACAAGACAGGCAUGAAAAGCAUUUCAAGCUUUUUUGGCAAGAAAUGAAUGGCACAUC